AUGCUUUCCUCUUCAGGCGACGACCAAAACACAGAACCGUUGAACACAUCGAUUGCGGAACAGUCGCUGAAGUGUUGUUUCGAUACCAGUAUUUUGGGUUCACUUCCGUCUUGGUUACACUUUCGGAUAACUGCCGUUCCGUUGGAAUACCAUUCCGACCAUACUAUGAAUGAUUCAGCAGGAGUAUCUGCUGAUUGCAAGGAUGCUACUGGUGCUAAAGCGGUGGCAAACUUCAAACCUUGUUUUAGCCAAACAGCUAAUGGGAAGGGCAUGUAUGAGGUUGCUGAUAAACACAAGUCUAAAGGGUUUGACACUUGUGCGGUUGAGCUUGCUCAAGUCGUCAAAGGUAUGAAAGACCCGGAUGAAAAAGAUAGCAAGAAAAUGGAGGAAUGUUUCAAUGAACUCAAGAAAUCAAAGGAUGCUAUUAUGAAAUGCUAAUUAAAGCUUACAUUAAUGCUGUAGAGAUACAGAUUAAUAAAACGUUUAUGA
This is a messenger RNA of Oppiella nova, 489 nucleotides long. The record is from the annotation of a GenBank genome assembly. Lineage: Eukaryota; Metazoa; Arthropoda; Arachnida; Sarcoptiformes; Oppiidae.